Molecule: messenger RNA, 774 nt
Organism: Sitodiplosis mosellana (orange wheat blossom midge)
Lineage: Eukaryota; Metazoa; Arthropoda; Insecta; Diptera; Cecidomyiidae
Product: putative helicase MOV-10
Exons: 4
Coding region: 181-774 (197 amino acids)
Biological process (GO): regulatory ncRNA-mediated post-transcriptional gene silencing
Cellular component (GO): cytosol; P granule
Molecular function (GO): helicase activity
Source: RefSeq, a predicted model, not a curated record
UAUAUUUAUCUGAAUAUAUAUGGUGGAUGUAUUGGGAAACUUCAAAAAUAUUGCAGUAAUCACAAUUUCGACCUAUGCUUCAAAGUCAAUACAUUGACAUAUGAAAUUCAACACACAGCUUUAGAACAUUUUCAUCAUAACAAAUUGCAUUCUCAUUUAAUUGCAAACAAAAAGUAUGAUAUGAAUUGUAUUCAAUUCAAUCAAGUGGCAAAUGACUACAAAUUCAGUGGAAAUACAUCGGCUGGCCUCAACAAAGAACAACGGGUUGCUGUAUCAUCAAUUUUAAAAAUGAAAGAAGGUUCAAUUCCAUACUUAUUAUUCGGUCCCGCAGGUACUGGCAAAACGGGCACUUUGGUAGCCACAAUAGAAGAAAUUGUGCGCUCAUCCAACAAAUUUGUUUUGGUCUGUGCUAAUUCCAACAAUGCCUGCGACGAAAUAGCGAAACGGCUUAUCGGUGUACUUAAAGUGGGAGAAAUUUUUCGAAUGUAUGCACAGUCAUAUAGUGCAUCGAAACUGGACAACAACAUCAAACAAUGCUGCAAUUAUUACCCUGAGAAAUCUGGUGGAAAAUUCAUUUAUCCAAGUUUAAGUUACUUGUACCAAUUCCGAGUGCUUAUAUGCACAUUAUUAACUGCUGGCCAUUUAAUGCGAGCCCGUUGUGAUCGUGAUUUCGAUUCAACUCAUUUUUCUUAUGUCAUCAUAGAUGAAUGUGCGGGUCGAUUCUCUCCAGCCCGACAAUUUUCGAAAAAUGAAAAAUCCUUCGGUGGAAAAUAA